Messenger RNA from Bursaphelenchus xylophilus (pine wood nematode), 1467 nucleotides. The record is from the annotation of a GenBank genome assembly. Lineage: Eukaryota; Metazoa; Nematoda; Chromadorea; Rhabditida; Aphelenchoididae.
AUGAUCUCGACAGAAUCCUCUCGAAAUCUCAGAAAAAGACGUCGAAGAUACCUAAAAUCAUUUGAAUUUGGUGGAGAUGGAUGUUCUCGGAUUACUCUGGUCGUUGUUAUGGAUAUCAGAGCAUUUCGUGAGCUAGAAAGGCUGUUAGAACACGAAUAUUGGAAGAAAGUAGCAGCUGAAGAGAGAAUGUUGGAAUCUUUGGGCCUACUGCAAUAUAAAGUGAGGUUUUUUAUAUGUUCUUUUGAAUUUAGGUCUUACAUUUAUGUUUCACGGCUAUAUCAUGUCUCUGGAUUGAGUGAGAUGUUGUCUGAUAAGUAGAUUUGGCUCCUUUUUUGCCUUCUUUAAGCUUUUUUGGAUAUUGCACAAAGUAUCAGAUGGUUUUCGUCCAGAAAAUUUAUUGUAAAGCGCAAUUAAAGCAUUCCUUUAUCUUAUUAGCUAGCUUGUUGUUCCGACCAGCUGAUAGGACGCUUCUUGCAGUCAAACUGGCAUGAAUUUACUUUUAUUUAACUUAUUAUCCAUGAUCAACCACCUUGCUUUAUUUUUUUUAGCCAUGUCGUCUAAUAAUCUUCGAAAAGUCGGGCGAUUUCGAUGUUGUUGAUCUCAAAGGGUAUGUUAGGACUUUUCUCAACAAAUAUUCUGCUUUUGAAAUUUAGAAAUGGCCUAGUUCUAUCCGAAUUUUACGAAAGUCUCCGGCUCGAAAGCGGAAUGUGGUUCCUCUCAACUUUAGGCGGUGGAUUCUCAUCAUUAGGCGAUUGCGGCGAUAAAGAAUCAGUAAGUAUAAGGUGUCAUGCUGAUCCUAGCACAUUUUUUGUUUUUUGAUUUGACUGAAAAGGCUGGUUUUUAGGCCCUAAAAGCACUGAGGAUAUCAGAGACCCAGUUCAAGGUGGCGCUUCGGAUGGGAGACGAUUUUAUGUGCGGAAGAGCCGUAUUAUACUAUGGAACAGCGAUGACACAGCUUGGAGAUUACCAGAACGCCUUUAGAGCGGUAUUGUAAGUCGUUUUUAGAUUUUUUUUUUGAUUUUUAGGUAAAGAUUAGAGGAGAUUUGUGAUUUUUGAUGGAAGAACAAUGUUCUUGUGGGGAAGCUGUAUAGAUUCUCGGCGUUACUGAUAACUUCUGCCAUACGAAGUUUUUCACCACCUUUUCCUAUCCAAGUUCCCCCAAUUUUCAGCCAAAUUGACAAAUUUUGCCUAGUGUAAAUAAAUUUUCCUCGAUUUUUUUAUAAAUUUUUGUUUGAUCAGCGAGAUGAACUCAUAUUUGCUUGCAGGAGAGUGUUUAUUCACUCGCUACGCGCCAAUGAUGAAGCUUUAUUUCGAAUGUCCGCUGCGCUCUACAUGAAAAUCAGUUAUACAGCUGAUGAGAAGUUCCGGAGCAACAAAAAGUUCCGAAAUCUCAAACGGUUGUACAAAAUGCUCCCAGGAAAAAAUGGAAAUAGCCUCAGGCCGAUCGAUCUGCAAACUGGAUUUUGA